Molecule: messenger RNA, 453 nt
Organism: Peniophora sp. CBMAI 1063
Lineage: Eukaryota; Fungi; Basidiomycota; Agaricomycetes; Russulales; Peniophoraceae
Source: the annotation of a GenBank genome assembly
AUGGAAUGUAUCUGCCUCGCAACCGUCUGGCUGGCGCAGGCGACGCGAGCGGCGUCUACACCCCCUAUUCGCAGCCAACAGAGAGACGACAUCACUCGGAUACUUCCCCUCGACGCCUUGGACGGACUCAACCGUUCUUACACCUCAGACUUUCCACACCGCGUCCCAAUCCGCUUGCCACGCUCGAGUAGCACUCCCAGAGCACUCCUCAUCAAGUUGCGGGAUAGGGUGCCGAAACAGGAUCCUGUUCUUCAUCACUAUUCCUUCAGUACGCAACGAGUAGCUUCUCUAUCGACUACAUUAGAUCCCAGCUCAUGCGUAUUGCCUGCUUGCGCGUCUGCCGGCAUGGUGGCUGGUGUCUCGGGGCAGAUCCUACAUCUGAUUGCGAAUGGUCGACUUCGCGCUCGCGCUGGAGCCACGUACCCUCGGACGGCUCCGCACUUCGGACCGUAG